This is a messenger RNA of Hyalella azteca, 2862 nucleotides long. Its product is annotated as vegetative cell wall protein gp1. The transcript has 3 exons. The record is from RefSeq and is a predicted model, not a curated record. Lineage: Eukaryota; Metazoa; Arthropoda; Malacostraca; Amphipoda; Hyalellidae. Bases 139 to 1824 code for a protein of 561 amino acids.
UGCAGUGUGUUUCGCGAGUUUUAUUGACAUGAUUCAUGCAGUUAUUAGAGUGCCUUAGGCUUACGAAAGCCUAUUAAUAUAUGAAGAGUUCCGUUUAGUACAUUCUGGUUGACGAAUUGCCGCAGGAUAUAUUUUUAAAUGGCGGAUUCCUCGGACGAGGACAUGGCAGAUCUCACGCUUUAUGACACGAGUGGAACGCCCUUACCCGAGCCACCUGGACUCUCUGGGAUUUCCCGACCCAUGCCACCUGGCCCCUUUUGGAAUUUUCUACCCUCGUCGUCUAGCCCCUCUUGUGAUUUUCAACCCGUGCCACAUUGCCCUUCUGGUGCUUUCCAACCCGUGCAAUCUGGCACAGCUUGGGAUUUCCUACCCGUGCAACCUGGCCUCUCUUGGGAUUUUCAAGCCGUGCCACAUGGCCCUUCUGGUGCUUUCCGACCCGUGCAACCUGGCCCAUCUUGGGAUUCCCUACCCGUGCAACCUGGCCCCUCUUGGAAUUUUCAACCCGUGCCACAUGGCCCUUCCGGGGCUGUCCGACCUGUGCAACCUGGCCUCUCAUGGGAUUUUUAUCCCGUGCAAGAUUGCCCAUCUACGAAUAUCCUACCCACGCCAUAUAGCCCUUCUUGGAAUUUUCAACCCGUGCAACCUGGGCCCCCUGGGGUUUUCCGACCUAUGCAACCAGGCCCCUGUGGGGCUUUCCGACCCGUGCAACCUGGCCCCUCAGAGGCGUUACGACACGUGCAACCUAGCCCUUCUGGGGCUUUUGCGACCGUACAGCCUAGCCCGUCUAGGGCUUUAGCACCCGUACAACCUAGUCCUUCUAGGGUAUUCACACCCGUGCAACCUGGCCCCUCUGAAGCUUUGGAACCCGUGCAAUCUGGCUCCUCUGGGGUUUUCCUACCCGUGAAAUCUGACUUCUCUGGAGCAUCCCUACCAGUACAGCCUGGCCUUUCUGGGGCUUUCCGACCCGUGGAACCUGAUCCCUCUGGGGCAUCCCAACCAGCGCCACCUGGCCCUUCUGGGGCUUUUCGACCCGUGGAACCUGAUUCCUCUGGAGCAUCCCAACCAGUGCAGCCUGGCCCUUCUGGGGCUUUUCGACCCGUGGAACCUGAUCCCUCUGGAACAUCCCAACCAGCGCCGCCUGGCCCUUCAGGGGCUUUUCGACCCGUGGAACAUGACCUUUCUGGAGCAUCCCAACCAGUGCAGCCUGGCCCCUCUGGGGCUUUCCAACCCGUGCAACGUAGCCCCUAUGGUAACGUCCCAUCGUCAACGAUUGCCUCUAGCAAGACGUCAACCGGCACGCGACCAAAGUCUACCGGCACGCGACCAAAGGACGCGGCACGCGUUCUUGGAUCCCAAAGCUCGGCCGCUGAAAAUAGCCAAAACUUGGGCGCAUGUUCCAGCUUGACUGACGAUAAAGGACAGAAGAACUCAACCACGACCGAAAACACGUUCACGUAUGGACCGUCAACAAGCCACCGUCAGAGGUGGAAAACCUACUCGUUACAGGUUCCCAAGACUGAUGAGACAAAAACUAAUCGCAAAAGGGCUGCUCCGGAUUCUGACAACUUAAAUCAAAACGAAACUUUCACUUUAUCCCAUCCAUCUUGUGUUUUACCCGUGUCCACUUCUCGUUCUACCGCCAGCACUUCUCGCGCAGCCAGACCCAGCAGAACUUGUCGUGCAGCCCAACCCAAUGGCACCCAUAACCCCCAGUCCCAGGAGCUCUCCCCCACAGAGACCCAGUCGCAACCCCUAGUCACUCCCCACCCUCAUUCCCUAAAGGCACUUGAAGCUCUCAAGUGGCACAUCGACAGGAUAACAUGAGUUCAGGCAACGCUAAACUCUUGUACGCUGUAAUGUUGUUACCAAUGCCCGUACGAAAGCCGUACCAUGUCUUUUGGAAUGUGCUCUACAAACCCGUUGUUAAGUCCUUAACAAACAAAUUACCAUGUCACUUACCGUCAUCGGAAAAAUACAACAUUACAUCACUCGAUCAUCACUAAACCAUGAUCGUGAUCAUCACUAAACCAUGAUUCCCAACCUCAUCGUCACCGAUUGUCGAUUCAGUCAGGUGUUCCGUCUGCUGGUCUCGGCACCACCCCCUCUCUCACCAACAUAGCUAGGUACCAACUCGGCGGGGUCGCGUCUUUAUUGGCAUUAGGGCAGUCCUUCAGUAGUUCUCAUUGCAAUGGUGGUAAGCUGUCUUGGACUUGGAGUAUCCAAUCUGUAUGGAGAAACGAGAUGCAAGGAUCUUUGUUAAUUAGUAAUAAAGGCUACUUUUUAGUGAAGACGUUGGCUUAUAGGACUUUUUGCCAUGAUAUUAGUACCUAACUAAUGAAACUUUUUAGUAAAGACGUUAGUUUGUUAUAAUUUUUGCCAGUAAUAUUGUUCGUUAGAUUGAAUUUUGCAGCAGCAACUUUAUUUUAGUGUGUAUGGUCAAAAAAUACACUCCAUUAGAGAAGCUAAAAUUUUUUUCCCUUCCUUAAUGUCGAGCCCCAGUUCAGCGCGUAUAUAAUGAAAGCAACAUUUAUUUGAAAUGAAGAGUCUUCGCAUUAUGAUGUCUUACCUUACUAUAACAGGACAAGAACAACUUUAUUUUAUCAAAGAAUUUAUCUGCAAAAUGUUUCAAACAUUCUUCGGUGUAAGAUUUCUCAGAAAUGUCAAAAUAACUUUGGUAGCAAGGUCAAAACUAAUAAAGGGCUUCGCCGGCAGUAUGCGAAUUGUUUAUUAGUAAAGUACUCGUUAAAUACUUUUCAACACAGUUCAAUAUCAAUUUAGUACGUAAUAUCAAUAGUGAAUCCAACACUUACAAUUCUGUACAUUUGUCACAAUGCUAUUCGAAAUCUCAAUAGAAAAAAAAUC